AUGGCCGAAAUACAUCCGGAGCAGUUUCAUGCGCAACCGCACGCUUUCAACCAAGCACCUCCCAGACCCUCUCAAGAAUCGCAUGACAACGACACCAAGGCUCCGUUGCCCAAGGGCGUCGUUCUCGACAAAGAUGGCAAGCCCUGUCGAACCUGUACCUCGGUCGCCUCAUGGCGCGCACUUACAAGACAAGCCACACAAUCUUCGUCAACGCCCAAGACCGACUCUCCCACUCAAUCCACAACAAUUGCCACGCCAGUGACAGCAUCAAAAUCUACACCGCAACCCUCCGAGAUCCCCUCCGACUGCCCACCCGACGUCGAACAGCUCGGCCGCUCUACAUGGACGCUGCUCCACACAAUGGCAGCUACGUACCCUGAAAAGGCCUCCACAGAGCACCAGGAAGAUAUGCAAGGGUUCCUGAAGUUUUUCUCCAAGUUAUAUCCUUGCUGGGUAUGUGCGGAUGAUUUCCGCGCUUGGAUGGCGCAUCCAAGUGGUCGCAACCAGCCGAAGCUGGGUGGGCGGAAGGAAUUCGGCUGGUGGAUGUGUGAGGCGCAUAAUGAGGUCAAUCGCAAGCUGGGGAAGAAGGAGUUUGAUUGUCGGUUGUGGGAGGAGAGAUGGAGGACUGGUUGGAAGGAUGGUCGAUGUGAUUGA
Penicillium diatomitis is the source of this 654-nucleotide messenger RNA. Its product is annotated as flavin-linked sulfhydryl oxidase. The record is from RefSeq and is a predicted model, not a curated record. The coding region runs from base 1 to 654 and encodes 217 amino acids. Gene Ontology annotation, molecular function: flavin-dependent sulfhydryl oxidase activity; flavin adenine dinucleotide binding. The transcript has 2 exons. NCBI's taxonomy places the organism in Eukaryota, Fungi, Ascomycota, Eurotiomycetes, Eurotiales, Aspergillaceae. Gene Ontology annotation, cellular component: mitochondrion.